AUGGGUUGUUUCUAACCAAAAGGAAUAAAUAAAAUUGUUGCUAUGCAAACAACAAACAGAGAAUACAUCUUUACGUCAACAGCUGACAUUCAUAAAAUAUUUUCCUUCGGGAAAGUGUUAGGAAUAGGUGCCUUCGGUAAAGUUCUGACAGCUAGAAGGAGAAAUAACGCUGAAAAAUAAUACGCUAUAAAAAUGAUUGACAAAAAAAAAGUCAAGGGAAGGGAAACUAUGUUAGCCAACGAAAUAUAUGUAUUAUAAAGGUUAGAUCAUCCAAAUAUUAUCAAAUUCCAUGAAGUAUAUCAAAGUGAACUAUACUUUUAUAUCUGUAUGGAUAAGUGUGCUGGAGCAGAACUUAUGGAGAGUGUACCCAAAAAUUAAAAAUCAUAUACUGAGGGUUAGGCAAGAGAUAUAAUGGUUAAAGUAACUUAUUAUGUUAAUUAUAGAUCAUAUCAGCAGUUGCAUAUAUCCAUGAAUAAGGAAUAAUACAUAGAGACAUCAAACCAGAAAAUAUUAUGUUUACAGAUCGUGACAUCAGAUCUGAGCCUAAACUUAUUGAUUUUGGACUUUCAGUUAAAUAUGAUGCUUUCAGCUAUAAGUAAAGAAGCUAUCAUAAUAAUAUAGUAAAUUAAAAGCUGGAGUUGGUACACCUGUCUAUUUGGCACCAGAAGUCAUUGAAGGAACAUAUAAUGAAAAAUGUGAUGUUUGGAGUCUUGGAGUAUUAUUAUUUAGUAUGCUUGUGGGUUAUCCACCUUUUUAUGGUAGAAAUCGACAGGAACUUUAUGAAAAUAUUUAAUAUCAAAAUGUAUACAAUUUAAAUUAUAUAUUAGUUAAUAUUCGAUAGAAGACAUUGGAGAAACACAAGUGAUGAAGCAAAGGAUCUUUUGAAGAGAAUGCUUAAUAAAAGUUAACAUCUAAGAUAUUCUGCCAAAGAAUGUCUUAAGCAUCCAUGGUUUCAACUUUUAUUUAAAGAUGGAGUUUAUAAACCUCCUAGAAGAAGUACUGGAUUUUCAGGAACUCCUUCUGAAGAUGAUUAAAGGACAUUAUAUUAAAUUCUUAAAACUUAUCGUAUUGGUGCUAAAUUUAAGAAAGAAGUAAUGAAAGUCUUAGUAAAUUAAAUGAAUGAAAAGGAUUUAGCAAGGUUGCAACAAAUAUUUAAAAACAUUGACGUUGAUAAUUCUGGGACAAUAACAGUCCAAGAGUUGCAUCAUGCACUUCAACAAGAAGUAUUGAUUAAAAAUAUUUUAAGGGUUCCUUAACAACUGUAGAGGAAAUUGAAGAAAUCAUGGAAAACAUUGGAUAUGACAUUGAUGAAUUAGAUGAUAUAACAGUAACUAUGUCUCAUAAAUCUACAACAAAACCUUUAGUAAUUAAAUACAGUGACUUUUUAACUGCCUGUAUUGAUGAGAGACGUGUUUUUACAAGAGAGAAAUUAUGGUCAAUUUUUAAAUAUUUUGAUACUUAGAAUGAGAAUCAUUUAUCAAGAGAGGCCAUUAGAGAAUCAUUUGCUAGACAUGGACGUGCACUUUCACUUGAAAAAAUUAACUAAAUGAUAUCUGAAAUAGAUCCUAAUAAUGAGAAUAAAAUUGGAUUCGAUGCUUUUUGUUAAAUGAUGGGAGUGGCUGGAAUAUAAGAAACUUUAGAAUUUAAAGAUGAUGCUAAGGAUCCUUAAUCUAAUGCUCUUUCUAUAAUUUUAUGAC
Paramecium pentaurelia is the source of this 1697-nucleotide messenger RNA. Lineage: Eukaryota; Ciliophora; Oligohymenophorea; Peniculida; Parameciidae. The record is from the annotation of a GenBank genome assembly.